This is a messenger RNA of Osmerus eperlanus (European smelt), 6469 nucleotides long. RefSeq names its product girdin-like. The record is from RefSeq and is a predicted model, not a curated record. Gene Ontology annotation, molecular function: dynein light intermediate chain binding; microtubule binding. Gene Ontology annotation, biological process: cytoplasmic microtubule organization; cytoskeleton-dependent intracellular transport. Gene Ontology annotation, cellular component: centrosome; cytoplasm. Bases 431 to 5695 code for a protein of 1754 amino acids. The transcript is spliced from 28 exons. NCBI's taxonomy places the organism in Eukaryota, Metazoa, Chordata, Actinopteri, Osmeriformes, Osmeridae.
GAUCGACCACAGACAACGAUGUGCGUAAAUGUUGCGGGAAAAUACCGAUGGAAUUCUUUUUAAACAAUGCCUUGUCGUGGCUAGAUUGCUGGGAUUUUUUUCAAUCAUUUGAUGGAUCUGUAGUAAGUUUACACGCUUGCUGACCAAGGACGCCUACAGUUCAUUGCGGUUUCGCUGCGGCUGCAGCAGGGAGCUACUUAAAUUCUCAAAUAGUUUUACUAACGCAACGGGAUCCCUAUCGACCACAAGAAAUGCGGCACCGGCUUCCUUACAAUGACCGUGUUUUGUGUUUCAUUCACAACUUUGUAGAAAGCGGAUGGUCCGAAUGAAGCUUGCUUUGUAGGCUAUCUAUAAAACAAGCCUCGUUUUCUUCUGAAGACAGGGCAAAUGUCUGAUUGAGGAUUAUAAACUGUCAAUAUUAUCGAUCGAGAUGGAAAGCGAGGUUUUCCCCACCUACCUUAAGCAAUUUAUGUUGAGCCCGCUUGUCACUUGGGUGAAGACAUUUGGGCCUAUUGAGGGUACCACGCAAUUGGAUUAUUCUGAGUUGCUGGACGGGGUCUUUUUGAACGAGAUCAUGAAUGAAAUAAAUCCCAAAUCUUCUCUUGAGUGUGUAAACAAAGUGAACAUGGACUCGGUUCAGAGAAUCCAGAACCUGGCUGUUUUGAUCCGUCAAAUCAAAAUGUAUUACCUGGAGAAUCUGAGGCAAUUGAUCGUGAUCCCCCCUCCUAACGUGCUGCUGCUUGGGAAGUCACCUCACUCUGAGCAAGGCCUGGAGGAGAUGAAGAAGGUGUUGCUGUUGCUGUUGGGAUGUGCUGUCCAGUGUGAGAAGAAAGAGGAGUACAUUGAACGGAUCCAGACACUCGACUUCGACACGAAAGCUGCCAUAGCAGUUCACAUCCAAGAGGUGACCCACUGUGAGGACAGCGUUCUGGACCUCCACUGGCUGGAGUCCAGCGGCCUUCACCCAGACGACCUGGAGACGGUGUCCAGGAACAUGGCUCUCCACCUCAGACGGCUGGUGGAGCAGAGGGACUCACAGCUGGAGUCCAUAGUGGAGCUCAUGCUGGACAGGGAGAGCCCCCCGCCCUCCCCUCCAGGCGCCCAGUCCCCCAGCGAGGGCCCCAGCGUGCACCAGCAGCAGCCAGGCGCCCAUCAGCACCUGGCUGUGGAGCUAGCCGACGCCAAGGCCAAGAUCAGACGCCUGCGGCAGGAGCUAGAGGAGAAGAGCGAGCAGGUGCUGGACGGCAGACAGGAGCUGGAGAACACCGAGGCUGAUCUAAAGAGGCUUCAACAUGAGAAUGCGUCGUUGCUGGCAGACGCGCGGGCGGCGCGCGCCUACCGCGACGAGCUGGACGCCCUGAGGGAGAGGGCCAUCAGGGCGGACAAGCUGGAGAGCGAGCUGGGCCGCACCCGGGAGAAACUGCACAACAUGGAGUUCUACAAGACUAAAGUGGAGGAGCUGAAGGAGGACAACCAGGUUCUCCUGGAGACCAAGGCGGUGUUGGAGGAGCAGGUGGAGGGCUGGCGAACACGCUCAGACAAGCUGCACCAGCUGGAGAAACACAGUCUGCUGCUGAAGGCCCGGGUCCACGACAUGGAACAGGAGAAGGAGGUGGACAGGAGGCGUGUAGAGGAGCUGCAGGAGGAGAACCUGGCUCUGUGUCUGGCCCAGAGGAGGAGCAUGGAGGAGUCCCAGCACCUGGGCUGGGAGCUGGAACAGCUGUCCAAGAGCCCUGACAACACAGAGAGUCAGAAGUCCCUGAGCGAGGAGGUGAGCGAGAAGACCAGGAGUCGUCUGCUGAAGCUGGAGAAAGAGAACCGCAGUCUGCUCAGGACCAUCGAGGACCUGAAGACCGUCUGUGGCCUCCGACCGCACCACGACCGCAACCACCCCGCAGCGGACAUCUACGGCUCCACGCAGAGCACAUCCUCCUUUGAGCAUCCCCUGCUGGCCCGAAACGAGACAAGGGACUUCGCCGCGAUGGACGAGGGCGACUCGUCGCUUUCCAACACGUUGGCGCUUCAACGCGCCCACGACGACGACGAGUCCGAGGCAGAGAUCGCCCGGCUGGAGAGAGAGAGCGAGACCCUGGAGGAGAAGAUGGACCCUCGGGAUCAGGAGAAAGGUCAGCUGGAGGAGGAAGGGGACCUGAAAGACCUGACCCCCGACCUGGAAGCGCCGGAGAAAGGCUCUCCUCACUGCUCGCCCUGUUCCAAGAACAGCAGCCCUCUCUGGGGCAGCUUGGCGAACCGCUCGCCCUACUCCUCCAAGCACACGGAGCGUCUGCAGGCCAAGUGCGGUGUGCUGGACACGGAGAACCAGCGCUUGCAGGCAGCCCUGGAUAACACUGGUCGUAAGCUCCAGCGCGUGGAGGCGGAGGUGCAGGAGCUGGAGGCGGAGAACCAGGCCCUGCAGGCGGGGCUGGAGGAGCUCCGGAUCUCCUCCCGGAGGCUGGAGCAGCUGGAGGUGGAGAGCCGCACCCUGGAGCAGGAGGCCUCGGGCCUGGAGAGGGACAAGAGGAGGCUGGAGAAGGACAACCGCAGGCUCAAGCAGCAAGCCGAGAUCCAGGACGCCACCCUGGACGCGGCCAACGUGCGCGUGGCCAGCCUGGAGCGGGACGCCCGCGCCCUGGGGAAGGAGGCGGAGGGCCUGAGGGAGACAUCCGAGAGGGUGAAGGCCCUGGAGAGGGACAACAGGGAGCUGGCCAAGCAGACAGCCAUCGACCACCGGACCCUGGCCACGCUCAGAGAGGAGUUGGUGAGUGAGAAGCUGAAGAGCCAGCAGAGAGAGAAUGAGCUGGAGAGGCUGGCCCACCAGCUGGAGCUGAAGGUGUUCAACCUGGACUCUCCAGCCAGCGAUGAGGAGACCCCAGAGAGCAGUAGGUUCAAGAUGCUGGAAUCGGAGCUGGAGUCUUCCCUGAAGAGGUCCCUGCAGAUCAAGGAAGACAAGAUGGCCGCCCUUGAGGCUCGUCUGCAGGAGUCCUCCACCCUCAACCAGCAGCUCCGCCAGGAACUCAAGACUGUGAGGUUGAACUACGAGGCACUGCAGCAGAGAAACGAGGAGGAGCGGGCGGACGCUGGCUCCGCCCCCCAGAGGGAGAGUGGCAGGGCUGCCAGCGAAUGGCAGCGGGAGAGCCAGGAGGCCACCAGGGAGCUGCUGCGGGUGAAGGACCGCCUCAUCGAGGUGGAGAGGAACAAUGCCACCCUGCAGGCGGAGCGCCAGGCUCAGCAGGCCCAGCGGACUCAGCAGGAGGCCCAGUCCGAGGGGCUGCAGGCCCAGAUCCUGGCCCUGCAGAGGCAGACCGCCUCGCUGCAGGAGAACAACACGGCGCUGCAGACGCACAACGCCAACCUGCAGGUGGAGAAGUCCACGCUGAACUCCCAGAGCGCCUCCCUGCUGGCCCAGAACGCCCAGCUGCAGAGGCAGCAGUCGGCGGCGGAGGGCGAGCGCGAGGGCGCGGCGCGGGAGCGCGAGGAGGCGCGCGGCGUCCACGAGCAGCUGCUGCGCGACCACGAGCGCCUGGCGGCGCUGCACGAGCGGCAGGCGCAGGAGUGCGAGGCGCUGAUGGGGAAGCACGGCGGGCUGAAGCACGCUCACCGCAGCCUGGAGCUGGAGCACCGCACCCUGCAGGACAGGUACAACACUCUGCUGCAGCAGAGAGCCAGGCUGGAGGGCUUGGAGAAGGCCCUGAGGGAGGAGCAGGAGAAGAUGGCCCUGGAGAAGGAGCAGCACAGGACCACCGCCUCCGAGUGCCGCAGGCUCCGGGACGAGAAGGACUGGCUGAACCAAACCUACCGCCAGCUGGUGAAGGACAAUGAGGAGCUCCAAGCCGACCAUAAGAACCUGAAGACCCUGCUGAACAGCACCAAGCUGGACCAGACCAGGCUGGAGUCGGACUUCUCCAAGCUUAAGGAUCAGUACCAACAGCUGGACAUCACCUCCACCAAGCUCACCAACCAGUGUGAGCUUCUGAGACAGGUGAAGGGGAACCUCGAGGAGGAGAACCGGCAUCUUCUGGACCAGAUCCAGACCCUGAUGCUGCAGAACCGGACCCUGCUGGAACAGACCAUGGAGAGCAAAGACCUGUUCCACGUAGAACAGAGACAGUACAUAGACAAACUGAACGAGCUGAGGAGGCAGAAGGAGAAGCUAGAGGAGAAGAUCAUGGACCAGUACAAGUUCUACGACCCGUCACCUCCACGCAGGCGAGGAAACUGGAUCACCCUUAAGAUGAGGAAGCUGAUGAAGCCUCGCAGCCGAGAGCGAGGGUCCGAGCGCACGCCCGGCUCCCCGCCCCCCACGCGCUCCGCCUCCAGGGAGGGCCCCCCCGGGGGCCCCGUCCCCUCCUCCUGCCGGGACGACGGCUCCUUCGUCGGCUCCGGCGGCUCCGCCUCCACCUCGGUGACGGACGCGCUCUCGCCGCGCCGCCGCAGCAGCAUGUCCGCCCUGAAAAUCUUUCCCCUCAUGAGGAACAGACUGAAGGACAGGGACAAAGUCAAGUCUGUCUUCCGUUCCUCCAUGUACAAGGAUUCUAACGACAGUGCCGUCCCAUCUGGCUUCGAUGACAACGAUGACUUACAGAACCACGGUCUGAAUGGCGUGGGGAGUCGUGCCCAGAGCGAGAGCAGCGGCGAGUUCAGCCUCAGCCUGGACAACGAGCCCUGGUCCAACGGCAGCAGCCCCAUCCAGCACCCUCCCUCCCGCCGCUCCUCCUCCUGCCAGCCCCCCAGCGACGCCUCCACCCCCCGAAACGGCCGCCCCGCGCACAGGGACAAGGCGUCCAAGGGCUCCUCCUUGCCCAUGCCCAUCCCCACCGCGAGCACGCCUGGCGUGAGCCACUCCGCGCACAAACCGACAGAGGCGGGAAACGGGGACGUGUGGCCGUGCCGGAGGAGCGUCAUCCGCCGGGGCUCGGGCGGGAAAAUCGCCCGGCGCUCGUCCGCCGUCGAGACGGUCGGCGGGAAACCGGUCAAAGGACCUCCGGGCAAACCGGAGCAGACCCCCCCCCGAGCCUCCGCCUGCUCCGCGAUCACGGUCCUCUACGUCCAGGGUAAGUCGUCCUCCACGUCGGGCUGCCUCAACUGCUUCUCCGCCCCGCUGGGGAAAGACGUCCGCCUGAGGGGGCUGCGCCCCCCGUCCACGCUGCCCCGGGCCAGCAGCGUCAUCUCCACAGCCGAGGGGUCCUCGCGGCGCUCCAGCGUCAACAGCGACUGCAGGGUGGCGGGGGCCAAGGUCGACCUCGCGAUCUCGCCGGCCAACGGUAUUCAAGAGAUCGAGGAUUGCGGCGAGGAUUCAGCCAAUCGGGACGAGCGACGGCACACGGGUUUGAAAGAGCCCGUGCCGCCAGUCAAGCCUCCCAGAGACCCAGCUGUGGCCGCGGCAGAAUCUGAACUCAAGGCUUCCUGUGUGGAGUCUCUGUUUGGCUCCCCCUUCGAUUUCACCGCGGUUUUCUCCGACACCAUCUUCAGAGAGGCUGCGGCCGCCACUCACGCCGAGAACGAGAAGAACCAGACGUUCCUUUCUCUGAACCCUUCCCUUGUCCGGAACAUCAGCUGCCCGCCCCUGAGGCAGGAGUCCACCGACGACACAGCUCAGCCAGAGGACCAGAGCCAAACUGCUCAAAACCAAAAUGGCCGCCACGACUGUGAAAACGAGAGGGAGGUUAGCGAUGACAAGCAUUUUGUUAUUGCAUGAAUACGAUCCUGAUUUUGAGUUAUGCAAAUAAAAAUACAGUUGCUAUGCAUCAUUUGAAUCUACUCUGAGUGAAGGAAAAGCUACAUUUAAAUGUUUUAUUUUGUUUGGAGGGAAUGGCAGUACUGACUAGGUUCCUUUUAGGAGUAGAUGAAAGUAGAACUCCUUUUGCAGUAUGUAUUCACAACACUGUCUGUCUUUAAGAUCCCUCAACUUUUAGAUACAGUUUUGUACACAUCAAACACUACACCAUCCUAUUGUUAUGGGCUUGAAUCACAAGUUUAAAUGAAAUAUACUUGAUAUGGGUUUACCUUACCUUAAUAGUAAUACAUUGUUAGUAGAUCAUUCCUCUGUUGCUAUUACCUGGCUUAAGCACAUUGACAAUCCCACUUUGUGUAUUUUAAGUUUGUUUGCCAAAACCCUUUUCAGUGUUGUGGAAAAGUAUUUUUAUGUAUUUUACUUGUAUUUAUAAGCUCUUUUUGAGUGCGUCCUCAAUACUCAAAUGCACUUGUGAGUAACCUGCUCUGUUUUAAUACAGUUGUUUUUUUGUUUUGUUUUUUGCCAUUGUGUUAUUUAGGCCUGGGAAAACUUUAUCAAAACUUGCUCAUUAAAAACAUAGUGUAUAUGUUGUAAAAUAAAACAUGUAUCUGAAUGUGUUAUUUCGCUUAAAUUGAUCAAUUUUAAAGUGAUUGUCCAGUAUAGAUUUAAGGAAUGAAUAAUAAAUUAGGUAAGUUUAUAAUGUUAAAACGUUGUAAUAAUAACGCGAUUUUGAUUGGA